Messenger RNA from Plasmodium vivax (malaria parasite P. vivax), 753 nucleotides. Its product is annotated as merozoite surface protein 4, putative. NCBI's taxonomy places the organism in Eukaryota, Apicomplexa, Aconoidasida, Haemosporida, Plasmodiidae. The coding region runs from base 1 to 753 and encodes 250 amino acids. The transcript is spliced from 2 exons. The record is from RefSeq and is a predicted model, not a curated record.
AUGAAGGUGGCCUACUUUUUGUCCGUUCUGGACUUGCUCAUUAUUUUCAGCUUAUACUUCGAUGGGAGGCGUAGCGCCUUCGCGGGCAUUGCUGCCUGUAUAAGACAUGGCCGCAUUUUGGGUGAAGGGGGGGAGCAGAGCGGCGGUGCGAGCGGUGGAUCAAGCGGUGGUUCAAGCGGUGAUUCAAGCGGCGGUUUAAGCGGCGGUUCAAGUGGCGGUCCCAGCCCCCCCGCGGGGAGCAGCGGCAGUGGGGGAAGCGACCCAGCGAACUCAGCGACGGGCCCGCAGAAUAGCACUCCAGGUAGCGGAGGCCAAACGGGUGACCACAGUGCAGAGGCAGAAAAUGGAGAUUACAACGAGCAGGGUGACGAUCACGGGGACGAUCACGGGGACGAUCACGGGGACGAUCACGGGGACGAUCACGGGGACGAUCACGGGGACGAUCACGGGGACGAUCACGGGGACGAUCACGGGGACGAGCAGGACGGUGAAGAUUACGACGAUGCAGAGGAUGAUGAUUUGUACGAAUUGAGCGAAGUUGACGAAAAUGCAAACUUAUGUUUGGACAACAAUGGGGGAUGUGGAGAUGAUAAAAUUUGUGAAAAUUUAGGGAAGGGGAUAGUGAAGUGCUUGUGUAAACCGGGGUAUAAAUUGGUUGGCACCGAAUGUGUGGAGUCAUCCAAAUCGUCUUCCUUAAAUUCGUUUUUUUGUUGGUUUCUGCUGGUGAUUAUUGUUUUGGCUUCCAUAAAUUAG